UCACCGCACCUUACAAAAACCGAACUCAUUACAUUUACAUUGAAACCAAAUUAAGAAAAAGAGAAAAAAUGCGUAUAAAAGGCAAGAAAACUGGAAAAAGACAAAAAACGGAGAGAGCAUCAAUGUGGAUCAUACCCCACGGAAACUAUCAUACACAGGAGUAGACCCGUCGGCGAUCCAACGGCGACAAUUGGCGGAUCAAGAUCCAGAGGACGCCAUUAAUGAAUAGCCGAUUCUUGAUCGAUGUUAUUUUACGUAAUCGUAAUCCCUUCUCUUUCGCUUUCAUUUUCUGUUUCUUUCUCUCUCUCUCUCUCUCUCACUGGAGCUUCAGUUGUUUCUCUUUCUGUUUCUAUAUAUUUCUCUGUUUCAAACUUCUGUUCUCUUUCAUUCAUUCUCUGGGCUGUGUAGUGUUUUGAAGCAGAUCGGGGUGCGGGGUUACAGGCCGUCGGAUGUGCGGGCUUUGACUCGGCCGUGAUCGAGUGAGCGACUGGGGGGAAUUUACGGAUGGGGCAGUGUUAUGGCAAGACUAUUCCGACUACUGACAAUCACGUCGCUCCAACCACCAUUACCACCACAGCGUCUCCGACUUCUGCUACUAGGUACGGUGGUGAUCCGUCGCAUUUCACCUCCGGGAGUGCAGGUGGCAAUGGCGUAGUAAAUGUGAACACUACUACGCCGGCAACACCGGCGAGGACUUCGUAUCCCAGUCCAUGGCCGAGCCCGUAUCCUCACGGAGUUAGUGGUAGUCCUCUGCCUGUCGGUGUUUCGCCGUCGCCGGCUAGGGCUUCGACGCCGGGGAGGUUUUUCAAGAGGAAGUUUGCUCCGCCGUCGCCAGCCAAGCACAUCAAGGCCUCGUUGGCGAAGCGGUUUGGGUAUACGAAGCCCAAGGAGGGCCCAAUUUCGGAGGAGAGGGGGACGGAGCCGGAGCAGUUUCUGGAUAAAAGCUUUGGAUAUGGGAGGAAUUUUGGGGCAAAGUACGAGCUGGGGAAGGAGGUUGGGAAAGGUCAUUUUGGUCACACUUGCUCUGCUAAGGGGAAGAAAGGUGAGCUCAAAGAUAAACCAGUGGCCGUCAAGAUCAUCUCUAAAGCCAAGAUGACAACGGCAAUUUCAAUUGAAGAUGUUCGGAGAGAGGUGAAAAUUUUGAAGUGUUUAUCUGGGCAUAAUCACCUUAUAACAUUUCUUGAUGCAUGUGAGGAUGCCAAUAACGUCUACAUAGUCAUGGAGUUAUGUGAAGGUGGGGAACUUCUGGACAGAAUCUUGUCAAGAGGAGGAAGAUACACAGAAGAAGAUGCCAAAAAUAUAGUCGUACAGAUUUUAAGUGUAGUUGCAUUUUGUCAUCUUCAAGGCGUUGUGCACCGCGACUUAAAGCCUGAGAAUUUCCUAUUUACUUCUAGACGUGAAGAUGCUGACAUGAAGCUCAUUGACUUUGGCCUUUCGGACUUUGUUAAACCAGAUGGGAGACUCAACGAUAUUGUUGGAAGUGCUUAUUAUGUUGCUCCUGAAGUGCUUCAUAGAUCUUACUCGUUGGAAGCAGAUAUAUGGAGCAUUGGGGUUAUUACCUAUAUUUUAUUAUGUGGAAGUCGGCCAUUUUGGGCUAGAACGGAAUCAGGAAUUUUCCGUGCAGUGUUAAGAGCAGAUCCUAGUUUUGAUGAUUUACCGUGGUCUGCGGUGUCUCCUGAGGCAAAAGACUUUGUUAAAAGGCUCCUCAACAAAGAUUAUAGAAAGAGAAUGACUGCAGUCCAGGCGCUCUCUCACCCAUGGUUGCGGGAUGACAGUCGUCGUUUACCUUUAGAUAUAUUGAUCUAUAAGUUGGUCAAGUUAUACCUUCAUGCUACUCCUUUCAGACGUGCCGCUAUGAAGGCUCUCUCGAAAGCUUUGACAGAAAACGAACUCUUUUAUCUUAGAGCUCAGUUUGCGUUGUUGGAACCGAAUCAAGAUGGGCGUGUUGGGCUUGAUAACUUCAAAGUGGCUCUAAUGCGGAAUGCAACGGAUGCUAUGAGAGAGUCGAGGGUUCAGGAAAUCGUAAAUUUGCUGGAGCCCCUUGCCCUCAGAAGAAUAGACUUUGAGGAGUUCUGUGCUGCUGCUAUCAGUACGCAUCAAUUGGAAGCUCUUGACCGGUGGGAGCAGAUAGCCUGUGUGGCCUUUGAGCAUUUCGAGCGCGAGGGCAACCGGGUGAUAUCGGUUGAAGAAUUAGCAAGGGAAUUAAACCUUGGUUCUUCAGCAUACUCCAUUCUUAAAGAGUGGAUUCGCGGAGAUGGAAAGCUUAGUUUUCUUGGGUAUACAAAGUUUUUACAUGGUGUCACCCUACGUAGCUCAAAUACAAGACACAAUUAGUCUUCUUUUUCUUCUGUUUUUACAGUCUUCAUUAUAUAUAUUCAGUUUCAAAUUGGGGAGUUCUACAUUUUAGGGUUGCUGUAAAUUUUUUUUCCUUUUUUUUUUUUUUU
Messenger RNA from Cucurbita moschata (crookneck pumpkin), 2444 nucleotides. RefSeq names its product CDPK-related kinase 3-like. Lineage: Eukaryota; Viridiplantae; Streptophyta; Magnoliopsida; Cucurbitales; Cucurbitaceae. Gene Ontology annotation, molecular function: calcium/calmodulin-dependent protein kinase activity; calmodulin binding; calcium-dependent protein serine/threonine kinase activity. Bases 505 to 2334 code for a protein of 609 amino acids. Gene Ontology annotation, biological process: intracellular signal transduction; peptidyl-serine phosphorylation; protein autophosphorylation. The transcript has 11 exons. The record is from RefSeq and is a predicted model, not a curated record. Gene Ontology annotation, cellular component: cytoplasm; nucleus.